UCAAGGAUUGGUUUGUAAUCAAUCCCUGCUUUAUGAAGCUUAAUGUGGUCAGUUAAUUUCUCCUUUUUUUUUUGUAAUGCUUUGUUUUGCAGGGAGUCUUUUUUUACAAAUGUUAUUUUAAAAAAUCAAAUUUUAAAUAAAAGCAGUUAGUUUCUAUCAAUCAUAAAGAGUUUGAAAACUAGAAGAAGGAAUUGUAAAUAUAUAUAUAAAAAAGAGACUUGUUGAAUUAUAUUUGCUUCGAGUCAGUUUUUUUUUAAAUCUGAUCUCUAUAAUAAAGUUGAAACAAAGGUUAUUGUAGCACUGAAAAUGUGAAAUAUAAUGGAAUACCUUAAGAAAGAAUGUUUGGCAGAAAAUGGAUCUACUCUCUAUAUAAGUAUCACCCAGGUAGAAAGUUUUGACCUUUCGUCGUUAACCAUCAAUACAUCAGGAUUAGUUCCAAGAGAUUCCACCGCGCGGCCUGACUGGGAGUUCAACUAUGAAGACAUGUUUGGUCCCAACGUUACCUGUAGCACCCAGCAGCUUGAACUGCCCAGAGACAUGAGGUUUACAGAGGAUACCAUGAUCUCUGUGCUGGCCUACAUCUGCAUGUUCCUGGUCUCAUUCGUGGGCAACGCAAUGGUGUUCACCUCACUGUGGGGCAGCAGGCGCUCCAGGAUAAACUUGUGCAUACUUCAUCUGUCAGUGGCGGAUCUGUUUGUGGCCUGUGUUUUCUUACCAUUAGAGACCACGUGGCAUAUCACUGUGUCCUGGAGAGCUGGAGAUUUAGCCUGCAGGAUCUGCAUGUUGCUGAGAGCCUUUGGGUUCUAUUUGUCUUCCUAUAUCACAGUGGUCAUUGCUCUUGAUCGUUACAUAUCCAUUGUGCAUCCAUUAAAAAUUUACUCUUCAAAGCGCUGUAAAAUGAUGUUAUUUACAGCUUAUAUUGUCAGUUUCGCUUUUAGCUUUCCACAGAGUAUCAUAUUCCACGUCGAACCCCACCCUUUAUUUCCGUGGUUCUUUCAAUGCGUCACGUUCAACUUUUUUCCAAGUCCGAGUCAGGAGUUGGCUUAUGACAUCUUCAGCUGCGUGGCUGUUUACCUGUAUCCUCUAGUCAUUAUUGUCGUGGCCUACACACUCAUUUUAAUCAAGUUGUCAAGACAACAAACCAAGCAUGAAGUGAUGACGUCAUUUUCGGAGAGGUCGUCUGGAGAAUCCAGUAGGUCUACACGAAAACAGCACAAGUUGUCUCAGAGAUCAGUAAGUCUCGAUCACGGGAUGAGAUGCACUGCAACCAACAAUAUAUCCAGGGCCAAACUCAGGACUUUCAAAAUGACAUCAUGUAUAGUUGGUAUUUUCAUUAUCUGUUGGACGCCAUAUUUCUCUGUGUUUCUUUAUCACUGGAUAACAAAAGAUUCCUCCAAACAAUUGGACAAUAAAGUUCAGCGACUUCUAUUUAUUUUCGCUGUUUCCAAUUCCUGUUUGGAUCCUUUAAUCUAUGGAAUGUUUACAACGACAUUAAGAAACAAAUAUAGCAGCUGGAAAGAUUACGUCCAUCUCAAGCUCUAUAGAACAAGAACUUCCAGCACCUUCUAGACUGAAUCAGUUAAUGGCUACAUAGUACCUACAUAAAAUGUUUAGAUACUGCUGUUUUUUUAUAUUUUUUAACUGUCUUCAAAUGGCCGCCUAAAAAUCAGCACCAUAUAGUACCAGAUCAUUUUUUUUUCUGGCAGCUAUUCUAAAUGAAAACUAUUUUGGCUUUUAUUCUGUGUUUAACAGUUUUGCACAUUCAUUGUAAAUUUAAUUAUACACUUAUUCUUUCUAACUUGGUGUUUUUUAUCUAAACAAAUAACUCUUAUGUAAAAUGGUACAUUUUCACUUUAAACGAUUCACUUAUCAUAAUUUAGCAAUCGCACUUAAUCGCAAGUUCGUCAAAUGAAUGUAUCAAAUGCGUUUAAGUCUAGCCAAUAUAUUGCCAGCAUAUUGACUGAACUAUAGCGCUCAGCGUAUCGCCAGAAUAUUAACUAAACCGCCCAAGUAAAGAGCCAAUAUGGAGAGAUUGUGCCUAAGAUAGAUGUUGUUUUGUGUACCUGUGAUGUCUUGUAAAUAAACAUCGAUAUGCCUCGUUGAGCUGCCUCACUUACAUUGGGGUCAGAAGUGGGAUUAUAGGCGACUCAACGAGAAGAGGUAGGAUUCGAUCACAAUGGCAUCUUUAAAACAACAUCUAUCUUAGGCACAAUCUCUCCAUAUUGGCUCUUUACUUGGGCGGAAAUCGUUCUCCCGUCUCUUCCUAAUGUUGACAUCUUUCUCAGUCUAGUUUAUCACAGUGCGCACCUUCUAGCUUAGAUGGCGGUGCGAGCCUGUGCGCAUGGCGGAGUUAUAACAAUAUGAUUCAGUGUGAAGCUGGUAUAACUAUUCCAAUGAUGGAAGUGGUCGAUUUAUCAUUCCUUACAAAAUAGAACUCUCUUUUCCAUGAUAUAGAUAUAUAAAAUUCUAGGUGGGAAAAUGCCCCUUCCUUUACAUAUUUCAAAAGAUUUUUAGUACUUUUAUGAAUAACUAAAGGGAUUUUAUACUUAAUUUAAAAUCAUGUUCACUUCUAGAAGAUUAACAUAAUCGUUCUUUGAUCCAUAUCUUUGCAUAUAUCAAAUAUAAAAUGGGAUAGACAAUCUUUUUGCUAUUUACAAAGCGUGUAUCAACACACUUAGUCAGUCUAUCUGACUUUAAAGAAACAAAUGUGAACAUGUUUGAUCUCCCAUUUUACUUUCACCGAUCAAAUUUAAUUUUGCACAAUUAUUCACUGAAUAUGAGAAGAAUGGAACCAAUCAAACUAUAUCAACCAAUAAGUUAAUUAAUUUUUGGAGAUUAUUUUUUUAGUUCCAAAUGAGUGGAAUAAACACUUCAUUGGAGAUGUGUGUAUGGAUUUAUUCCUUUAGUACGUUUUAAUACGUUUAAUUCUCCUACUAUCCAUCACGAAUCAAGUGAAAACUUUGCAUAAUUAUUUAUAGUCGUUUAUGCUGAUACCCGAAUAAAAUCAAAAUGCUAAUCUAUAAGUUAAUGAUAUGCCACUAAUUAAUUAACUGUACUCUUGUAACAGAAAAAGAACUAAACCAUAUACUUUUCAGAUAAAUGUCAGUAAUUAGCGGUUAUUUUCUUGACACGAAAUAUAUAGCGGUUUUUUAACACUUAGCAGGCAACUUACUAAAAAAAAAAGCAUAAUUCUCGUUAUUUAUAUGUAAAGCUUAUUGUUUGUGGCCUUGAAAAUGUUAUUUGUAGAUGUACAAAAGCAUAAAAUGAAUUAAUUUGUCACUUGAUAUUAUUUUGUAUUUCUUUAUCGACAUUUAUAAGAUCAUUCAGUUUUCAGGGGUUAUUUUAUAACUAUCUCUAUAAAAAGCAUCUAAUUAGGACAGAGUUACCAAGCAAGGCAAUCAUCUGGUUUUAAGUUUCUAUUUUCGUCACCAAAAUGUCCCGUCUCUUUACCCCUCACAGCGUUUACCACCAUUGAUGUCACUUUCUAAGUGACAACCUUCAAUUUAUUGCAACCCUCGGAAUGUGCUCAUGUGAUCUAUGUCAGCGGCAAGAUCCUGACCUUGUUGUGGAAUCUAUCUGUUUACUUUCUUAUUGUUUUCUGUUUUAGUGGUUGCCAACCUUUAGGCCUAACUUUAUCGUUCAAGGAGUCAAAUACAUGCUUCACAGAUGUGUUCAUUGACGAAUAAUAUAGUCUUCACUUUUUUUUUAAAUUUAAGUCGAUGUGGCUUUCAUUUUACACUCGCAUCAAGAAAACAUGCAUAUUGACAUUUAAAUCUACAUCUUAGUGGAAGCUUAUUCGCUAAAUUAAAUAAUACAAAACUAAGUAAAAAAAAAUCAUGAGUAUUUGAAUACAUCUGGGUCAACGGGUAAAAACGGCGGCCCGGGGGGAAGACUUAUGGAGACCCCUACAAACGAGAGCUUUAUUAAAGAUGCACUAAUGCAUAAAAGACUUAUAUCUAAAAGCAUGCUAUAUUUUAGAUGAAAAAAUAAAGUAAUAAUGUAGGUAAUAUUAAAAAAAAUAGCAUGCAUAUUUUACGUUUGUGGAGAAAGGCACUAUAUUGACGCAUUGCGUAAAUCCUAAGGUUCACCUAUUCUCGCAUACUCCGAGCAUGCUACAAUUACAAGCGGACACUUCUUAAUCACGACGAUGUUGUCACCUGACGUAGAAGUUAAAGUGUUAGGGGUAAAAAUAAAAAAAAAAUAGUCCUUCGUUGUAGCCACUAGCGGAACCAGAACUUUGCAUUGGGGGGGACGAUUUUUUUCCAAACCCUAACCCUAACGCCCUGUAAACCCUAACCCUAUGCAUAAA
Molecule: messenger RNA, 4309 nt
Organism: Biomphalaria glabrata
Lineage: Eukaryota; Metazoa; Mollusca; Gastropoda; Planorbidae
Product: adipokinetic hormone/corazonin-related peptide receptor variant I-like
Exons: 8
Coding region: 319-1569 (416 amino acids)
Biological process (GO): G protein-coupled receptor signaling pathway
Cellular component (GO): membrane
Molecular function (GO): vasopressin receptor activity; peptide binding
Source: RefSeq, a predicted model, not a curated record